AUGGCCUCCAUGCAGGACGGGCUGAACUUCACGGCUCCUCCCUACGGCAAGGUCCUGCUGCUGGGUGCUAUCGCUGCUGCCUCAGCCUUCGUUGUCACGAUCCUAAUUGUGGUGCUCUGCGUGGGCUGCCAGAGGAAGGGGAAGACACACAAUGUUCCCGGUGAGGGUGGAAAGCACCGUCUCAUGGACAUGGGUAUACUCAGACAGUCCAAGCUGCGGUCCAUCAGCCUCUCUAAAAGAAAAAGGUCCAGCCAGCAUGGCGUUCCGACCCGCAGGUCUAACUCUGACCUUCGUUCUCAAGGCAGGCAGCUUCCCCAGAUCCCCUCUGGGACUGGAGAGGAAGGGGAGCACACUUACUCUGAAGUGGGCCGAAGCUCCUCCACCACACGUACUGACGAUGCCCUGUACGCCAUGGUAGGCAGGGCCGGGCAGACGGACACCCCGGCCCCUCCAGCCGUCCCCGCCAACACCCCGGCGCCCCCGGACCCGGACGGUGAUGUGGAAGGAGGGCUGCCAGAAGGAGAGUCCGAGGUCAUGUCCCCCCCUCAUCCUCCGGAGACGGCCGAGUACGCCUGCGUCAGGAAGCUGAGGAAGGCGGACAAGGCCCCCCAAAAGAGGGACAGCGGGACGGAUAUGGGGGAGCCGCCGGUGCCGCCUCCACGACACGCCCCGCCAUCGCAUCCCGCCCCUCCUCCACCACACCCGCACAGCACCAAGUUGCCCCGUAGAAACGUGGAUGCCUUCAAUGUCCCAGCAUUCCCAAAGGAAGUGAUGUUUAUGGGCAAUGGAGAGCAGUACAUCUGGAAGCCUCCAGAGGAUGAGGAGAUGCUCAUGCACCAAAAUAAAGCCCUGGGACCGUUGGGUGCUCACACAGUGGAGAAUAUACAACCGUCUGCUGCUGUGGUGGCUGAGAUGUACUCAAAGGUGUGUAAACCAGGAAAGAAGAAGCGAGCUGUUCCCGGCUCUCCCCCAGGCAAUCCUGGCUUCCGGACCUUGGGUCGCGGUGACCGGGACCGAGACCGGGACGGGGGGUUUAGUGUAGUGGUCAAACCCCAGACGUGGGCCCUUCAGGAGGGCAAAGCCAUCGGAGGGCCCCUCGACGACCACUGCUACGAGUCCAUCGGGACGGAGGAGUGUGACCUGUCCUAUGACAACAUGGAGGGUGGAGGCGCCUGGAAGAGAGAAAGGCCCCCCAACACCUGUGCCACCCUGCGGCCGAGGAGGAAGAAAGCCCAGCAGCCUUUGCAGCAGCAGCAGCCCCCUCCCCCGCCGCCCACACAGCAGACCCCCAAGUUACAGCACCUACCCGCUAAAGCCCUGCUGCUGCCGGGGGAGAACCUGUACGAGAGCAUCGGCGACCUGAAGCAGGGCUCCGCCACCUCCAGCACCACCACCAUCUUCACCUUCAACGACGGCAUGGAGAUGUAUGUGACGGGGCUCUGAGGCGGCGGCUGCGCUGUGACCCCUAAC
Messenger RNA from Anoplopoma fimbria (sablefish), 1470 nucleotides. RefSeq lists its product as uncharacterized. The record is from RefSeq and is a predicted model, not a curated record. Gene Ontology annotation, biological process: intracellular signal transduction; negative regulation of T cell activation. NCBI's taxonomy places the organism in Eukaryota, Metazoa, Chordata, Actinopteri, Perciformes, Anoplopomatidae. The coding region runs from base 1 to 1443 and encodes 480 amino acids. The transcript has 6 exons. Gene Ontology annotation, cellular component: membrane raft; plasma membrane.